AUGGCAUCUCAACAAGUCGAAGCCUUUUCUGCGCCGAAGCAGAAAUACGAAAAUGCUCCACCCUUUCCAGAUGAUGUGCCAACGGCGCCUCUUCUUCGGCUUUCGCUCGCCAAAUUGCUUGACCAAGAACCCGAGGAACUAAAUCGGUUCGUUAGGGCUUGUGAGGAUCUCGGCUUUUUCUACCUCGACCUUUCUGGUCCAGGCGACUCUAUUCUCGCCGAUGCUGAUGAACUUUUCCGAGUUGGCGAGAAGUUGUUUGACCUCCCACUAGAAGAAAAGAAGCAGUACGACUUCCAGCAAAAGAAAUCAUAUUUUGGAUAUAAGGGCUAUGGUGCCAAUGUGGUGGACAAAGCUGGCAAUCUCGAUCGCAACGAGUUCUACAAUGUGUCCAAAGACGAUAUCUUUGGACUUAUGGAUCCCUUAGCAGCCCCCGAAGUGCUCAGCUCAAGACGUCCACUCUUCAAAUCAUUCAUGUCGUCGGCCCACAGCAUUGUCACACUUGUUCAUGAACUCCUCAACGACCACCUGCAACUACCACCACACACUUUGCAGAACAUGCACCGUCUGGACGGCCACUCUGGGGACCAAGUCCGAUUCAUUAAGGCGCCACCGCAACCCAUCGACGACCGACGGACAGCUCUGGGCGAACAUACCGAUUUCGGAAGCGUAACGGUCCUCUUCAACCGGCUCGGCGGAUUGCAAGUCCUUCCACCAGGUCGUGAUGCACAGUGGUGCUAUGUCAAACCCCUUCCCAAUCACGCCAUCAUAAACCUCGGAGAUGCCAUGGUGAAAUUUACUAAUGGCCUUCUCCGCUCGAACAUUCACCGUGUCGUUGCCCCUCCGGGAGAGCAGGCGAAGUAUACCCGGUAUUCACUGGUGUACUUCAAUAGGCCGGAGAACGAUGUAAAACUGAAGCGACUGGACGGGAGCGAUAAAAUCCCCCCGCUCGAGCAAGGUGCAGUCGAAGAGGAUAUAAACAGCAAGGACUGGAUCCUCAGACGAGCACUGGGACACAGGAUCGAAUUGUUUGGCAAGGAUGAGGCAUCAAACUUUGAUAAGAUCCAAGGGACAGAGAGAAUUAGCCAGAGGGCUUACUUGUAA
This is a messenger RNA of Cladophialophora yegresii CBS 114405, 1101 nucleotides long. RefSeq lists its product as uncharacterized. The coding region runs from base 1 to 1101 and encodes 366 amino acids. NCBI's taxonomy places the organism in Eukaryota, Fungi, Ascomycota, Eurotiomycetes, Chaetothyriales, Herpotrichiellaceae. The record is from RefSeq and is a predicted model, not a curated record. The transcript has 3 exons. Gene Ontology annotation, molecular function: dioxygenase activity.